CCUUUGAUCUCCCACUCGCAGCUGCUCUGCAUAACAACAACUAAAAGGCUAUUGCGUCACUUGCGGGCAAGUUAUAGUUAAGUUUUUUUCCCUGAACUAUAGCCUCCAGAGGCAGUAGCAUCCCCGUUUUAGUCAAUGCAAUAAGGAGAGAGAGAGAGAAAGGGAGAGAAAGAAAAAGAGAGAGAGAGAGAGAGAAGCCCCAGCAAUGGAACAUCAGCUGCUAUGCUGCGAGGGAGAGACGAUCAGAAGGGCCUACAAGGAUCUCAAUUUAAUCAAUGAUCGCGUCCUGCAGACCAUGCUCAGAAGCGAAGAGAACUGUCUGCCCUCCCUAAGCUAUUUUAAGUGCGUCCAAAAAGAGAUUAUGCCCUCCAUGAGGAAGAUCGUUGCGACUUGGAUGCUGGAGGUUUGCGAAGAACAGAAGUGUGAAGAGGAGGUGUUCCCGAUUGCCAUGAAUUAUUUGGACCGGUAUCUUUCGAUCGAGCAGAUGAAGAAGAAUCACUUGCAACUACUGGGGGCAACUUGCAUGUUUCUGGCGUCGAAAAUGAAAGAAACGAUCCCCUUAACAGCAGAGAAACUCUGCAUUUAUACUGACAAUUCCAUCCGACCCGAGGAGUUACUGCAAAUGGAGCUGCUUGUUCUCAACAAACUGAAGUGGGAUCUAGCCUCUGUGACCCCCCAUGAUUUCAUUGAACACUUCCUCAGCAAGCUACCCAUCCCCAAGGACAGCAAACAGAUCAUCCGCAAACACGCACAGACUUUUGUGGCUCUCUGUGCUACAGACGUCAAAUUUAUAUCGAAUCCACCCUCCAUGAUUGCCGCUGGCAGUGUGGCUGCAGCAGUUCAUGGCCUCCACUUGGGCAAUAGCAACAGUUUUCUUUCCUAUCAGUCCCUCACAGACUUCCUAUCACAAAUCAUCAAGUGUGACCCGGAUUGUUUACGGGCCUGUCAAGAACAGAUUGAGUCACUCCUCGAGACGAGCCUUCGCCAGGUACAACACAGCAGCAUAUCCCCGGAAACAAAGACUGUAGAGGAUGAACUGGACCUCUCCUGCACACCGACUGAUGUGCGAGAUGUGAACCUAUGAUGAUUGACGAGAGUGGUCACUGGCAGUUUGCAAGGAAAUGCUCGCUAUAUAUAAAUAUAUAUCAAAAAAAAACACCAUGACCUCCCCUCCAAUAUCUCCAGCACAUUUAUAAAAAGAAGGGAACUGCUUCCUUUUUUGCUUUCAGUGCUCGUGUCCCUUCACCAUGCAUUUAAAUAUGAAAUAGUCUGAAACUGAUUGUUUUAAAGAGCAGAAAAGAGAAGGCAUUUGCAUAGCCAAACACGUGUUAUGCUACAAAAUACAUGCAGAUUAUAUGAGACAUUAAUGAAAGUGUUUUUAUAUACAAAAAUCGUGUUUAUGCUUCUAAGUUUAUAAUAAUAGAAAAUAGAAAAUGUCUUUGGGGAGGUAAUAGAUUUGAUUUCUUUGAGUGCGAAUGAACCAUUUUUAAUGUAGAAGAGGGUUUUGGGUAGUAAUGAUUUAAUCUUUUUUUCUAUUUAAAAAAAAAAGGAAAAAAGUGAGGAAAAAAUGCAUAGCUUCUACUGCGAUCUAGGCUUUUCUAUACCUGCUUGUAUAUGUGUCUAGUCACUUUAUAAUCAGUUUGUCCAGAUGUUUAUAUGAUUUUCUUAGUGCUUAUCCUCUUCACUUUAUAAAUGGUUGAUGUAACCCAUUGGUGUAUCUUAGUUAUCUGCAUUAUUAUAUCUAUUCUUUGGAGUCUGUGGAUUACCUGUGCAUAAGGCUCUCUGGGUGCCAGCUUAUAAUUGCUUGUGCAGGUCCAUUUUACUACUCGUGGCUAAGUACCUAAUUAUACACACACACACUUACUAAUACUAUAGUAUCCUUUUUUAAAGUCUUUGUGUCUUUUAAUUUUAUUGUUUUGACAGAAGAGACCUAUGUAAAUAGAAUGCUGGCUGGAGUCAACCCAUUCUGGCUAACCAGUGACAGGUUUAAUCCAUGGCCUUUGUUUUUCUUUUCUCAAACCAUUCCAUUUCAAAGCACUUUCAGUCAAUAGAUUUUUUAAAAAAAUCCUUUCUUUGUGUGGAAAUUUUUUUUAAAAAAGUUUUUUAAAAAUGGAAUGGUUUAGAAAUAUUAAGUGCUUGUGUUUGCGAGGCAAGUUACGUGGACUAUGGUGUUCGAGAGGGAAAUGGAACUUGGAUUGUGACAUUCCAGUGAAUGAUAACUACAUUCCAAAAACUGCUGGCAUCACUGACCUUUUUUUAUAUAGAAAGAACAGUGUUUAGAAAUCUUUCAUGUGCCAACUAAUUUAUAAAUGGGGCCUGUGUAGAUGUAUUCUUCAGGUUUUAUCAGCAAGCGUAGAAUGUAACCAUAUUGUUCCGGAAACUGUUUGCUUAAUUAUCCACAACAAAGGAAAAUUCUUCAUGUAAUUUAUUUAUAAGGUAAUGUAGAUCUAUUUAUUGUAAGUCUGAAGUAGAAGAAGCUUCCAGUAGAGAGACAUCAGAGUUCCAAGUGUUUGUGUCACAGAUGUAGGAUCUUAGCCCUUCUACAAAAAUGUCUUGUUCUUUCUCCACGCAGUAAAUUAAGAUUUUUUUUAAAAAAGAGACUCAAGUGCCGUAUGGUUGAUGUUCCUGUGCUGUUUGGUAUCUUUAGAAUAGCAAACGAAGAUCCUCAGAACAAGAAUUUCUAUAUGAUUGAGGGAGCAUUCGCUAUUGGUAGAUUUUCUGCAAUGACUGAUCUCAGUGUAAGAUUUUUUUUUUGUUUUCUGCACCUGUGUGUGGCAGAAAAAUCUGUUCCUGGCCAGACAUGCGUUCUGGCAAUGGUCACGAGGAGUGAGCGGACUGGACUCACUCAGCGAACUUGGAUGAAGUGGGCUAUGGUUAACUGUCACAAGUGGGGAAUAAUUAACUUUGAAAGCAGCUUGUGUUUUUUUUUUCUCUUUUAUUGACAUCGUGUUUUUGUUAAGCUUGGAAGGAUAUAUUGGCGUAGACAACCAUGCCUCCCACCCCUUGACUCCCAAACAACCAGGUGCUGAUAUAAUUCCUGUCAGGAGGCAAAAUUAUCGCUGGGCCAAGAGUUGUAAUUUGUAACUUUGGUCAAGCUUGGCAUUUUCACUUGGUGUUGGCAGGAUUAACACUUUUUUACGCAAAUUCUGCUUUAUUUUUCUCUAUGCUACACCCGAUACUCUCGAGUAUUCACCAUUAAAACCGGCUGGGAAGGAAACUUUGGGCGGAAUUUUAUGCCGGCAGGAUUUUACGGUCCUGCCAAAAUCAAUGGACUUUUGAAUGGACCCCUGCCCCCGAUGCGAUGGGGCCAUAAAAUUCUGCCCUUUAUGCUGCCUUUUCUGGAGAUGCAGGCCACAGUCUUUUGAGACCAGGUUUUUUUUUUUCCCUUUCUCUUUUAAGUUCUAUGGUCUGAUGGACAGAUGAGGCAAUGUUGGUGCUUCUGGAGUGCUAGUUCCAGAUGGAUGGGAUGAGGCAGAAAACCUGAAAAAGCUGCUGCUAUUACAUGGCCUAUGUUCAGAGUGCUAUUGGAUUGGACUCAUUAUCAUUUCUAUAUUCUUAAGUUCAGGCCCCAUUUAUAUAUCUUAUCUUUUCCCUUUCAUGAGCGCAAACAUGAAACACCAUAGUUUUAGUAGAAUUGGUCUUCUCGAAGAAGAAAAAAGAUAGUUGUCCCCAAUUUUUUUUCCCCCAGCUUUUAGGUGUUGAUAGAAAAUUUGCACAUCUUGGUAUGUACUGAUGCUAGAAAGUAGUAGAGGGGAGGAGGAGAAACUAAACUCAGUUUGAAGUUGCGGUGUGAGGAGAAUGUGGUGGAGAGAUGUUUUGUGUGAUACUGCCGUUUAUGGUGUUGAUUGUAAGAAAUGGAGUGCACACUCCUUUUUGAGCUGCUAUGGAGAAGUUCCCAGCUUGGUUUGAAAUUUAACAUUUUGCUUUUUCUCUUUUUUUUAAAAAAAAGUUUUUUUUUCUUUUUUUGUCAUUGUGUUUUGCUGCUAUUUUAUGGAUCAGUUUUUAUUACAAUGCCAUAUACUGCCAUGUUAUAGGUUUAAAUUUUCUCAUAGAAAAUUAUGAUAUUGACAUCAGUUUUUGUAGGUUUUUUUUCAUUAAUGUGAUCAGUUCUUAAUGUGAUUACUGCUCGAUUCCAAAAAAAAAAGGUUCCUGUUCACAUUACCUCAAACUACAGUUAACCAGAUUUUUUUUUUUUUACACCGGGUUUUUGUUUCAUAUAUUGCCUCAUAGUCCUGUUUUACUGAAAUGCGUUGUACAUUUAUCUGAAGGGGUUCUGUAGGAAAAUGCUACAGAAUCCAAGAGGGUCUGAUGUAUACUGUCUGAAUUUCAGGAACAUUUGCUUACCUCAAGGUCAUUUCUGCAUGUGGCAUCUCUGUUCUUCUGAACCUUCCAUUUUAUAACCACAAUGCUGCACAGAUAACGGAUGUUGGUUGUACAAGGUUGUGUACCGAAAAGGCAGUGAACUGUAUUUUUAUAUUAAAGAAGAUAAUCUGUACUGAAAGGCCAAAGGCUGAAUAGGGGUUUCACGUACCGACAAAGAUGUCUGUUUUUUUUAAAUCAAUGUUUCACAUAUUUUCAGAUGGUCACAAUCUAUAUAAAGCAUUCAAUUACAAAUUUGUACUUUUAUAUUUUACAAAAUGUCACUGUUCAUGGUCUGAAAUGCACAUUUUCACAAACAGACCUGUACUAGACAAGUUUCCAACAAAAUAAACUAGAAAUAAAAAUGUUUUGAAAACCU
This is a messenger RNA of Carcharodon carcharias (great white shark), 4738 nucleotides long. It is a transcript of the gene ccnd1, whose product is annotated as cyclin D1. Gene Ontology annotation, biological process: regulation of cyclin-dependent protein serine/threonine kinase activity; positive regulation of G1/S transition of mitotic cell cycle; mitotic cell cycle phase transition. Gene Ontology annotation, molecular function: cyclin-dependent protein serine/threonine kinase regulator activity. The record is from RefSeq and is a predicted model, not a curated record. The transcript has 5 exons. Lineage: Eukaryota; Metazoa; Chordata; Chondrichthyes; Lamniformes; Lamnidae. Bases 206 to 1084 code for a protein of 292 amino acids. Gene Ontology annotation, cellular component: nucleus; cyclin-dependent protein kinase holoenzyme complex; cytoplasm.